AAAAAAAAAAAACAUCAUGAAAAUUGGAGAACAAUAAUAAAGUAACAAUUGAUAAUUUAUUAAAAGUUUUAUUGUUGUAUUAAUUUGUAUUUAAAUAUUGUCAAUUUGAUUGUUAAAAGUGUCAGGCUAAUUGGCACUUGUCAUACAAUAAAAAUAUUCUGAAAAUUAAUUGUUGAUUGUCAAGAAAAUUAAACAGAGCCAAGAUGAGGUACAUGUUUCGUGAUUUUAUGAGAAAACGAAUGAGACCAAUACCAAAAGAUGUUGCACUUAAUGUUAAAAAUAAAUUAUCAAUUGUUUAUGCAUUUGUAGCAUGGAAUGCAGCAACACUAAUAGUAUAUCAAUUGUAUCAAUAUAAAUUUCCACCAACUGAAGAAGAAAAAAAUGAUUCAGUUCGUUAUUGGGCAAGAACACGUCAAACUGAAAAUGCACAUGUAACAAGAAUUGAUGGUUUCACUGUAACUGAAAAAUACCAAAUGCAAGGUCUUAUUGAUAUAGAUCCAACAAAAAAACCAACAGAACAAGAACCACAAAAAAGUCCUGAAUUACUUACUGAAUAAGCAAAACAAUAAAAACAAUUUUUGUAAAAUUGAAAAUAAACUAUUUAAUAAUGUAGAAUAAAAAUUACAAAAAUAUUA
Aphidius gifuensis is the source of this 635-nucleotide messenger RNA. RefSeq lists its product as uncharacterized. The record is from RefSeq and is a predicted model, not a curated record. Bases 204 to 557 code for a protein of 117 amino acids. The transcript has 2 exons. Lineage: Eukaryota; Metazoa; Arthropoda; Insecta; Hymenoptera; Braconidae.